AUGGGGCCCAAACUGCCAUCCAUAAAUAACACGCACCAAGUGUUGGUGAAUCCUCAAGGUAAACAAGUUACACUAGGGCUUGGUAAGGCUGUUGAAGUUUUGGACACUCUUGGAAGUAGCAUGACCAGUUUGAACAAAAGCGGUGGCUUUGGUUUGGCGUUGACAACUAAAGGCAGUGAACUUCAAAUUUUAGCGUUUGAGGUUGCCAACACAAUUAUGAAAGUUCCUUUCAAAAUGGAAUAUACGGCAAUUGAAGGAAGUGAUCCUCCUUCAGAAGGCGUGCAACGUUUAGUGUCUGAAGACAUAAAUGAACUCCUAACUAUUGUUGCCAAAGAUAAGAGGUUGGUACAACUUAAUGGAAAAUAUUUAUGA
Messenger RNA from Thlaspi arvense, 372 nucleotides. NCBI's taxonomy places the organism in Eukaryota, Viridiplantae, Streptophyta, Magnoliopsida, Brassicales, Brassicaceae. The record is from the annotation of a GenBank genome assembly.